Penicillium brasilianum is the source of this 978-nucleotide messenger RNA. Lineage: Eukaryota; Fungi; Ascomycota; Eurotiomycetes; Eurotiales; Aspergillaceae. The record is from the annotation of a GenBank genome assembly.
CUCCAGCCCACUCUACCUCCGUGAUCCCCCUAGCUUUCUGUCAACCUUGCUUCUGGUCUGACUGCUUAGGCAAGUGGGAAGUGAUCAGACGCUCAAAGUUCUCUCCCAGAGCUCAGUGGAUUACCGAUCCUUCUGCACCUUUAGCCCCACGCUUUUGUCUUUGGGUCCCCGAUCGGCACCAACGCUAUUUCUCGCUCGUGACCGAGGAUCUACAGCACGGCCAAUAUGUUCGCAAGCAAGCGCUUAAGCAAGGAGCUCCUGAAGCUGAAAGACCACAUACCACCGGGAAUCUCGAUUGCCAAAUCCGACAACCUAGAAGAGUGGCAGAUGGAUAUCAAAGUCCUCGACGACAACCCGAUCUACAAGGGCCAUACCUAUCGGUUGAAAUUUACCUUUUCAAGCAAAUACCCGAUCGAACCGCCAGAGGUCCAAUUCAUCGAACUACCCACGACGUCCGACACCCCUCGGCCUAUCCCCAUGCACCCCCACAUAUACAGCAACGGCAUUAUCUGCCUCGACCUCCUCAGUUCCUCCGGCUGGUCCCCCGUUCAAACCGUUGAAAGCGUGUGUAUGAGUAUUCAGAGCAUGUUGACCGCAAACUCGCGUAACGAGCGGCCCCCGGGUGACAGCGAGUUUGUGGCGUAUAACCGUCGGCGGAUUCGAGAUAUCCCAUUCGUUUAUGAGGAUGAUAAUGUUUGACGUUGGAUGUCGGUGAAUUGAAACGUGAGCUGCGCUUUCGAGGUAGCUGUCGCAUUUGGAUCGUGCUGAUCAUGAUGGGAAUCUUUUUUCUUGGUGCUUUUCGCAUUGUCUCGGGAGUUGGCCCGUACUUUGAGACAUGGAGUCAAUGGCGGGUUUAUGGAGUUUUUGGUGCUUCUUUUAGCGAGUUGUAGUGGUUUCCUUGCGCAUUAUUCAGAAUUUUGAGGUUUUCACAUUCGCGACGAUAAAUCUCGUAUGAAUUGAACCUGGAUAUGGUUUCGU